Molecule: messenger RNA, 2291 nt
Organism: Ochotona curzoniae (black-lipped pika)
Lineage: Eukaryota; Metazoa; Chordata; Mammalia; Lagomorpha; Ochotonidae
Gene: DCX
Product: doublecortin
Exons: 7
Coding region: 176-1258 (360 amino acids)
Biological process (GO): retina development in camera-type eye; intracellular signal transduction; axoneme assembly
Cellular component (GO): neuron projection; axoneme
Molecular function (GO): microtubule binding
Source: RefSeq, a predicted model, not a curated record
GAGUUACAGGGGAGAAGCUGGACAAGGCACUAGGACCUAGAAGGCAUCUAUCCACCCUGGCAGGAAUUUCUUGCUUGGAGCUCAGACAACAAAGGCAUAGAGAGAGAUUGGUUUUCUUUCUCUCAGCAUCUCCACCCAACCAGCAGAAAACCGGUUGCUGAGGUUCCACUGAAAUAUGGAACUUGAUUUUGGACACUUUGAUGAAAGAGAUAAGGCGUCCAGGAACAUGCGAGGCUCAAGGAUGAAUGGGCUGCCUAGCCCCACUCAUAGCGCCCACUGUAGCUUCUACAGAACCAGAACCUUGCAGGCACUGAGCAAUGAGAAAAAAGCCAAGAAGGUACGUUUCUACCGCAAUGGGGACCGCUACUUCAAAGGGAUUGUGUACGCUGUGUCCUCUGACCGUUUCCGCAGCUUCGACGCCUUGCUGGCUGAUCUGACUCGAUCUCUAUCUGACAACAUCAACCUGCCUCAGGGUGUACGUUACAUUUACACCAUUGAUGGCUCCAGGAAGAUUGGAAGCAUGGACGAAUUGGAGGAAGGGGAAAGCUAUGUCUGUUCCUCAGACAACUUCUUUAAAAAGGUGGAGUAUACCAAGAAUGUCAAUCCCAACUGGUCUGUCAAUGUGAAGACAUCUGCCAAUAUGAAAGCCCCCCAGUCCCUGGCAAGCAGCAACAGUGCCCAGGCCAGGGAGAACAAAGACUUUGUGCGCCCCAAGCUGGUGACCAUCAUCCGCAGUGGGGUGAAGCCUCGGAAGGCUGUACGAGUGCUUCUGAACAAGAAGACUGCCCACUCUUUUGAGCAAGUCCUCACUGAUAUCACUGAAGCCAUCAAACUAGAAACUGGGGUUGUCAAAAAACUCUACACUCUGGAUGGAAAACAGGUAACCUGUCUCCAUGAUUUCUUUGGUGAUGAUGAUGUUUUUAUUGCCUGUGGCCCUGAAAAAUUUCGCUACGCUCAGGAUGAUUUUUCUUUGGAUGAAAAUGAAUGCCGAGUCAUGAAGGGAAAUCCCUCAGCCACUGCUGGCCCCAAGGCAUCCCCAACACCUCAGAAGAGUUCCGCCAAGAGCCCUGGCCCUAUGCGCCGAAGCAAGUCUCCAGCUGACUCAGCAAACGGAACCUCCAGCAGCCAGCUCUCUACCCCCAAGUCUAAGCAGUCUCCCAUCUCUACGCCCACCAGUCCUGGCAGCCUCCGGAAGCACAAGGAUCUGUACCUGCCUCUGUCCUUGGAUGACUCAGACUCACUUGGUGAUUCCAUGUGAAGGAAGAGAGAAUGUUGAGUCCAGAGUAACAGUCUACUGUUAAAGUAGAGUACUUUCGUUCAAGAAUCCAACAGGGCUAUUGGUGCUUUCAAGGUUUUGUUGUUGUUAUUACUUUCAAAACACAUUGUAAUAUGUUGGGUUUAUUUUUCUGUGAUUUCUCCUCUAGGCCACUGAUCCACAGUUACAAUUAUUAGAGAUAGAUUGAUAACCAUCCUUUGGAUUAACUUUCCAGGAGUGCAUAAUGUGCUAGUCCAUGACCUUUCUACUGAAUGCUUAGGCAUCUUUGUUAUUUUCUCCUGUGUCACUUUCCCCAUAUAUUACAGUCUUUCCUCUGUAGAGUGCUCUUUGUAUAUGUGGCACUUAAAAUGUUUGUGUGGGGAAAAAAAUCUCAUUGGAGGACCCAACAAUAACAAUCAUAAGUGCCCCUUGUCUUCUGAUCUCAAGAAAGCAGUAGGAUCCCAGGGGGACAGCCCAGGCAGCUCCCCAGCCUUGGCUGUAGAUUCUGAUAAAGCUCCCAGUGUGUUGUCUAGCACCAGUUCUGGUUGUCAAGGACGGGGAGAAACACCAGCAACUUAUCACUGUGACGCCAGAUGCUUAGGGCUAUAGUGCAGUGCUAGGCAGAAGUGGAGGAAUUACUACGGAUAGUUUUCAGUAGGAUUUACAAAGCACAGUGACUUCCUGGCCAUCCUCUCCACUGGAGUAAUUUGGAAUCAAUGAGCAACUGUUAAGAGUUUGGGGCAAGGGAACUCCAUAUACCUGAUCCCUCUGGGAAGUUAACAUACUGAGUUACUAAAUGAACGGUAUGGUAUCUAUCUAUCUCUGUUCUAUUGAAUGCCUUGUAAACAGCCAACUCUGAAAACACUGUGAGAAUUUGUUUUCAGGUCUGACACCUUUCCGUCGCUUUUUAUAGCAAGAAAUCAAUAUCCUUUUUAUAAAAGCUCAUGUCUGUAUUUCAGGAGCAAACUCUUCAAGCUCCUUUUUUAUAAACUGGUGAUUUUUCUUUUGUCUAAAAAACACAUGCAGAAAACUUACC